AUGGGGAUUUGCGCGCGGGCUCAAAAUGCAUUUGAGGACACCUGCGUGACAGGUCAGUCGCCACGCCUGUCAAAAUUUGUCUGGUUGGGGGCCAGCCCACAAGCCCCAAUUCCCACAAGCGACAACUUCCCACAACAAGUGACACAUCAAGCAACAACUUCCCACAAUAAGCGACACAGCAAGCAACAGCCUGCCACCAAUCAACACUUCAAGCCACCUCGUCCAAUCAUGUCAGAACAAAUGAUCCCAGUGGACCCAUCUGCCCCCGUCAACACCAACAUGGACUCUGUCUCCGAAAAUAACUUAUUUUCGCAUCUUGACAAUAUCAUUGAAACAAUCUUUUCUCGUCAUGCGGCCCAAGUCGAGGGUACCCUUGAAAAGCUUCAACACAAAGUCAAGCAGCUCAAAAUGGGCAAUGCCGAAUCUUCCAACCCAACACCAACAACUGCACAACCAAUGGCCCGAUUCCGCCGUGCCCAGUCAGAACCUGCCUCAAGCAUUCCAUCAUCCACUACUCCCAAGAGGGCUGGACCAAGCACUACCGCUCAGGCUAACAAAUCCACAUCAGCCUCCAAGAAGAAGCCAAAUCAGAUGAUAACGGACGACUUCCCGGAUGAUUUCAAGGCAACCAAAGAAUGUCUUUUUGUUCAUAUCCGAUUGUUGUGGGGUUUGCUUGAAACUGCCUCUGUCCCCCCCGUCAUCAAUGCCGCCCUGGUUGCCGAAUUUUCUCUCAACAUCUUCCGGCAAAUUGCCAUGUCCGGGGCUUACGAUUUUAUGAAUUUCAACCGAAAAUACAAGGACAACAUGGUGAUCUUCAUUCGGGCAUACAAUCACUAUGUGCACCAUGUCCAGCUUGAUAAGUUCUCCAAAGAGAACAAGGAGCCUGGUAAACACGCUGAAACCGUAAUGGUCAAAAACGCGGCAAGGAAGCGAUCUCGACGUGAAAUACCGGACCUGACCCGGGUGGCCUUUCUUUUGGAUCCGUCAAAGUCUCUCUUGCCUCAAAAUCACCCAAACUACAAUGCAGAAGAGGCAUUAUCGGACUCCAGGUUCAGCCGCAACAAAUUGGCACCCGCAUUGAUACUUUACAAACUGGUUGACAUCCCCAAAGAUAACAAGGAUGAAGGUGAUGGUGAAGAGGAAGAAGUACAAGAGGAUUCUAUCGAUCUGGCUCCCCUGGAGGAAAAUGAUGAUCAAUUUGUGGCAGAGGGCGACUGGGAAAAUGUAUAUGAUGAGGACGAGGAUGAGGACUAUGAGGAAGAAAUGGAUGAAAUCAUGGGUGAUGAUGGCAAGGAUCAAGAUGACAAAGAUGAAAUGUAUUAA
Molecule: messenger RNA, 1323 nt
Organism: Puccinia triticina
Lineage: Eukaryota; Fungi; Basidiomycota; Pucciniomycetes; Pucciniales; Pucciniaceae
Exons: 7
Coding region: 1-1323 (440 amino acids)
Source: RefSeq, a predicted model, not a curated record